Poeciliopsis prolifica (blackstripe livebearer) is the source of this 984-nucleotide messenger RNA. RefSeq names its product gem-associated protein 6-like. Gene Ontology annotation, biological process: spliceosomal complex assembly; spliceosomal snRNP assembly. Gene Ontology annotation, cellular component: nucleus; SMN complex. The record is from RefSeq and is a predicted model, not a curated record. NCBI's taxonomy places the organism in Eukaryota, Metazoa, Chordata, Actinopteri, Cyprinodontiformes, Poeciliidae.
GCAGGGGGCAGCAGCGGCCGCUUGUGGAGCAUAAAGCGGAACUCUUGUGUUUGCCGUGUUUCCUUCGGACGGCUGAUCAGAGGACCGUGAUGCAGUGCGGCUGGCUUCAUUCAGGUCCGCGGCUGUGGCUGCGGUGCGUCCACAGGCAGGUGAUGGUGACGGCGGGAAAGCGGCGGGAGGAGCACCGCGGCUGGCUGCUGACCGUGGACCCGGUCUCCCACAGUGUGGCUCUGGUGAGCUUCGGGGAGGACGGUGCGUCGGUCCGGGUGGUUCUGGGUCACGCCGUGCAACACGUCGAGGUUCUGGAGGAACCGGACCCGGACACGGAGGAGCGGCUCCGCUCUCUCCUCCCGCCUCCGGAGGCCGGUGGCCCGGAUCCAGACGAGCGACGCCGGAGGAGGUCCGGAGUCCGCCGCUGGCUCCAACAGAACCGGGUUCCGGUGGAGGAGGACGGGAACGAUCUUCGGGUCGCCCGUGUUCUGACCAUCCGGGCCCCAUAUCGACCCGACGACUGCAGCAGCAACCAGAUCAUCCUGGACCGGGUCCAGAGACUGCUUCGGGUCCAGCCCGACCAGGUUCCAGAUUCUGAACUGGUUCUGGAGACCGCUCCGGGUCCAACGGACCCGUUCCACCUGGAACCAGGACGGAUUAUAAAGGGCAUUGAGACGGAUCCAGAGCGGUUCUGGUUCAGUCUGGAUCCAUUCCUCUUUAACGGCUGUAGAUGAGCCGUCUGGUACCAAACGGGGUUCUGGAAAUGGGCCCCGCAGUGCCUGGCUCUUUAAAUCGGAGGCACCGAAGUCCCGCCCCUUCCUGCUGGUUUCCCCCAAUCAGCUGAUCAAGAAUCAGUUCAGUUUGAAUCCUUUCAAACCAAACUGACUUUCCGUUCUGGUUGUGUUUCUCUGGACCUCCUGUUUAAAGUUCUGCAGAACCGGGUCACGGACAAUGCGGACCCGAUUGAGCCAAUAAAUCAGAUUCUACCAUUAA